Molecule: messenger RNA, 1731 nt
Organism: Ostreococcus tauri
Lineage: Eukaryota; Viridiplantae; Chlorophyta; Mamiellophyceae; Mamiellales; Bathycoccaceae
Product: ENTH/VHS
Exons: 1
Coding region: 1-1731 (576 amino acids)
Molecular function (GO): RNA binding
Source: RefSeq, a predicted model, not a curated record
AUGUCCUCGGCCACGACGCCCGACGCCGAGAUCGACGUCGCGGACCGCGUGGGAUGCGCAAAAUGUCGCUGGUCCUUGGGCGGGUGCGGGUCGUGCAGGACGCAACCGCCGAGCGAUCGCGCGCGAUGUCCGCCGCUCCACGCGCGCCCCGGGUACGUCGCGUGGGCCAAGAGGAACGGUAUCGUCGUCAACGCGCGCGCAAAGGCGGCGACGCGCGCGCGAACGGAGAAGAUGACGGAGGGAGCGCGGAAGAAGGCGAAGACGCGCGAGACCGCGGAUUCCGACGAGGCAGAAUUCGAGGAGGCGACGCGAGCGAAGCGAGCGACGACGCUCGAGCGAGAGGCGGAUCGAGAGACGGUAAACCGUGAGACGGCCGAACGCGCGGUAGUAGAACGGACGAGGGAGGCGGCGGCGAGGGAGGCGGCGGCGAGGGAGGCGGCGGCGAGGGAGGCGGCGGCGAAGCAAUUCACAGUGGACGUCGAUUGCGGACGGUUCAGAUCGGACAUCGUGGGACGACACGGCGACAAUUUGAAGGUGUUGAGGUUCAAAUCUGGGGCGCGCGUGCAGGUGCAUCCGGAAAACGAGACGAUGAUCCAAGUUUACGGCACAAGAGAACGAAUAGUCAAAGCGAAAGAGGCGAUUACUGAGGCACUGCAAAAGGCUGAGGAGCGCGCAAAGGAGCGCGCGGCGCGAGGAACGACCCCGGUUAAACCGAAAAAGCCAGCACUAAACGUGAUGAACAUCGUUAACGACAUGAAGAAACCGAUCGAGCGGGACUCGCUCGAGGCGUUGGCCGCUCUGCAAGAUAGGUCUCAGACGGAAGAGGCGGAAGUCGCCAUGUUGGAUGCCCAGUCGCAAGCCGCUGUCGAUGAUUUCCUGGGUAAGCUCUCACAAAUAACGCGUAGCCGACAAUCGAUAUUCGAAAUCACAAGCGUCGCCCUUGCCAUGUCAUCUCGUGAAGGUGUGCCUGAGGCUGUCGUGUCCACUCUUCGAGAGCAAAUGUCAAACGAGUCCACGUCGGCGUCGACGCGGCUCACAUUACUCUUCGUUGUCGACUCCAUCGCCCAAGCGAGUAACGUCGAAUCGCGAGGCGGGUCGCAUGCCGUCCACGCCAUGUACACACGAGCGUUGCGUAAGCACAUAGCAGACAUCAUCAAACAUGUGAUAGCCGUGAUCAAGGUGGAUGAGGCGACGGAGAUGAAGGGUGUCGAGGUGCCGGACGGCGCUACCAUAGGGGAAGCACACGCGCGAUACCGCCGUCAGGCAGUGCAGAAAGUUUUAGCGAUUUGGGAAAAGCGUGGGGUCAUGGGAGCAAACGAUAUCGCGAUCGGUAAAAAGGCAAUCUCAAAGUUCAGACAUGAACACUUGAAGAAGCGGGCGAGGGAGUUUGAUGCGAGACUGGAACGGCAGCCUGAGGCUAAAAUCAAGGUGCAAUCCGACGGACUUAAUGCGAAUGAAUUCGAUGACAUCGCGGCGAUGUUGGGCAACCAGUAUGGUGGCAUUGAUGCCUCUGGUAUCGACCUGAGCAUGCUCCGAGCGAAGCGCGUCGAUGACGCGGCCGACACGCCGGCGUCUCCAAAGCACACGCAAAAAGUCUACAUGGACUGGGAUUCGGCGCCACCACAGGGUGACACGGGUGCGUUUGAGACCACGCGCUUAAGUCCUGGUUCGGUGAGGGAUCCGAAAUCCGCGCACAGAAGCUUUCUCACGGAGAGCGGCGAGCUAGAUUGA